This is a messenger RNA of Laccaria bicolor S238N-H82, 414 nucleotides long. RefSeq lists its product as uncharacterized. The coding region runs from base 1 to 414 and encodes 137 amino acids. Lineage: Eukaryota; Fungi; Basidiomycota; Agaricomycetes; Agaricales; Hydnangiaceae. The record is from RefSeq and is a predicted model, not a curated record. The transcript has a single exon.
AUGGGAGGGCUAAUUAUCGCGCCGUAUGAAUGGCCUGACCCCCCACUAUUGAAGGGGAAGCAUGGGGUGAAUUAUGGUGCCAAGAAGGAUGGAGCACAUGAUGGGACGGAGCAGGAUGAAGUAAAGAAAUCGUUGUAUGCCACAGCUGUGAUGUACACCACUGCCGACGGCUCUUCUCCACCCAUUCAACCCCUUUCGCCUGGUGGCGUGGACACGAACACCAACACGCACAUCAGUAAUGUAUGGGGCGGCCGCCGCAUCUUGCUCAGCCGUACCCUUCGACUGUUCGCGGGUCGGAGAGACGCCGUCGAGGUGGGUAUUCGUCGGUGUGGAGGCGAGAUUGCACGAUACGCCGGAGAUGACGAGGAAGAUGAGGAAGACCCUGACGAGGAGGUUCAAGAACAAAAGGAGUGA